Molecule: messenger RNA, 3489 nt
Organism: Rubroshorea leprosula
Lineage: Eukaryota; Viridiplantae; Streptophyta; Magnoliopsida; Malvales; Dipterocarpaceae
Source: the annotation of a GenBank genome assembly
AUUACGCAGACCCAGGUGCUGCUUUUUUUGGGGAUCAGAUUCCCAAAUCGAAAGAACUGUAAUUAGGGUUUUGUUUGUUUUCUCUCCUCAUCGAAUUCUAGUUUUCUUUCUCCAAUUGGGGUUAGGAUUUUGAUGUAAUCGCACAUCUUUUUUAUUAUAUCCAUCAAUCCCUGGAGUCUGUCUCUCAAUUCUGUUUGGAUUGAGGUAGGGCUUUAAUCAAGUUGGUGUCUUGAUUCCCCCCUUUUGGUAGAGGGAAUAAUCAGCAAGUUUUUCUAUUAGAUUGUGGAAUUUGGAGCAUUGGGUUCGGGGAGAAAUUGAAAUAAUGCCGCCUAGAGUAGUAAAAAGAGGAGCCGCAGCUGCAGGGCAGAGGAGGACGGUGAGGGCCACGAGAGGGGCAUCAAAGGUGCAGAAUUCCCAACCUGCUGAGGAGGCGGUGAAGGAUGUUUCGGUUCCGCCCGUGGAAGUGAGACAAGAGGUGAAGGUCGUGAUCCAAGAUGUUAAGGUUGAAGACAAGCCAAUUGUGGAGGAGAAGUUGGUGAUUGAGGAGAAGGCGGUUGUCAAGGAGGAGGGGGAGGUCGAAGCGAAAUUCGACCUGAACGAAACCAUUUAUACAAAGAAAGAGGAUGCGAUGAAGGGGUCUGUUGAUGAAUAUGAGAAAGAUGAGCGGUUGGAAUUGGAUGAUAAUGAUCCUGAAUAUGAGCACGAAGAAUAUGCGGGAGUGGAUUAUGAUGAGAAAGAGAUGGAUGUAGAGGAGGUGGGAGAUGAGGUUGAGGAAGAGCCUGAUGAGGAGCCUGAUGUUGAGGAGAAAGAGGAUGAUCUGUCAGAAGAAGAAGAAGAAGAAGAAGAAGAAGAUGUCCCUGAUGGAGAGGGUGCUGACGAUGAUGAGCAUGCUGCUGAGGAAGUUGAGCGUGCAGACUUAGCUGAUGUGGCUGAGCAUGAAGAGCGCCAUGAAGUUGUUCAAGAGAGACGUAAGCGUAAAGAGUUUGAGGUGUUUGUUGGGGGUUUAGACAAGGAUGCUACUGAAGAGGAUAUAAGGAAGGUCUUCAGUCUGGUGGGUGAAGUUGUUGAUGUUAGGCUAAUGAUGAACCCUCAAACAAAGAAAAAUAAGGGGUUUGCAUUCUUGCGAUUUGCAACCAUUGAACAAGCAAAACGAGCAGUUAUAGAGCUCAAGAAUCCUGUGAUCAAUGGGAAACAGUGUGGUGUUACUCCAAGCCAAGACAGUGACACCCUCUUUCUGGGUAACAUAUGCAAGACAUGGACUAAGGAAGCUUUGAAAGAGAAGUUGAAACAUUAUGGUGUUGAGAAUGUUGAGGACAUAACAUUGGUGGAAGACACCAACAAUGAAGGAAAGAAUCGGGGUUUUGCAUUCUUGGAAUUUUUUUCUCGCUCAGAUGCCAUGGAUGCUUUCAAGCGUCUCCAAAGGAGAGAUGUUCUGUUUGGGGUUGACAGGCCUGCAAAGGUUUCAUUUGCAGAUUCCUUUAUUGAUCUGGGUGAUGAGAUUUUGGCACAGGUUAGAACUGUUUUUAUUGAUUCUCUACCACCAUCAUGGGAUGAGGAUCGUGUUCAAGAACUUCUUAAGAAAUAUGGAGAGAUUGAAAAGAUUGAACUUGCCCGGAAUAUGCCAUCUGCUGACAGGAAGGAUUAUGGUUUUGUCACAUUUGAUACCCAUGAUGCUGCGGUGAAUUGUGCAAAGAGCAUUAACAACACAGAGUUAGGUGAAGGAGACAAGAAGGCUAAAGUAAGAGCCAGAUUAUCAAGACCACAUCAGAGAGGCAGGGGUAAGCACAUAGGUCGAGACAAUCUUAGGUCUGGCCGUGGGUCUGGCCGACUUGUCAGGGGGUCUUGGGGCCAUUCAGCUUCCCGUGCCUACCCUUCUCGAGGGGUAAGAGGAAUUGGUAGUCAUCUCCCACCUCCCAUCCCAAAGAGGCCUGUUGGAUUGAGAGACAGUGGAACAAGAGGCAGACGCCCUAUUAUGUCUGUGCCUACAAGAGGCCGGCCUUUGGCUCCUCCACCCAGGUCCUAUGACAGAAGAGCACCUGUUCCGUCAUAUUCAAAGAGUAGCUUGAAUAGGGACUAUGGUCAACGUGAUGAGCUUCCCCCUCCAAGGAGCAGAGCUGCUAUGGAUUAUGGUCCCCGGGUCAUCCCAGAGAGGCAUCCAUCAUAUAGAGAUGAGUAUUCAUCACGAAGCUCUGCCUAUUCUGAUUUGCCUAGAACUACUUCUCGUACUGCAGCAAGGAGACCAUAUGUAGAUGAUGGCUAUGGUCAGAGGUUUGAAAGGCCACCUCCAACUUACCGUGAAGGCCGUGACCGUGAUUAUGACUCAAUUUCUGGAUCAAAGAGGCCUUAUUCUGCCAUGGAUGAUAUUCCUUCACGUUAUCCUGAUAUGAGUGUCCGCCAGUCAAGAGCUCGGUUGGACUAUGAACUCGCUGGUCCUCCACCUCAAUAUGGAGAUGCUUACGGUGAUAGACUUGCAAGACCUGCUCUAGGAUAUGGUGGCAGCAGAAGUUCUAUGUCCAGUCAGGACUCACAUGGAUUUUAUGGUGGUCGUCAGGGCAUGAGUUAUGGUGGAAGUUCUUUUGCUGGAGGUGAUGUUGGAAGGAUGUACCCUUCCUCUGGCUAUGGUGGCGAUUACGUACCUAGGGGAUCUGAUGUUGGUGGUAGUUCUUACUCAUCCUUGUAUUCAAGUCGAAGUAUGGGCGGAAACAGUUACAUGGGUGGCAGUUCUGGGUCGUACUAUUGAUGAUGUAAGUGAAACUUUAUAUGCCUUUUCCAGUUUCUCUAAGCAAUUGUGCAAGUAGAUUAAUUUUUAGUCAGUGUAUUUUAAUUGGAGAUUACGGGCUUCUUGAAGAAGUUGGCAACUUGUUCUUCUGAGAAGUGUAUUGACAAGGACAUACCCCUAUCAUCACAAGUGAAUUUGUCUAUGGAACAGAUUUGACAGACAAAGAGGCUGGUUUAGGAUGUCAACUGUAUGGAGCUUUUGCAUUGUAUUGGAUAGAAGUGUGUUUCAAGGUGCCAUAGCCUCUAUUCAUGUUGAGAAAAAAAUUUAAGAUUAGAGUUUUUUGAAAAGAGAGCUCUGGAGGUUCAUACUUCAAGGAAACUAUUAAGUUAAGGAUGAAGCCAAAGUGCUUAGCACCUGCACUUUAUGACAAUCGUCAUUUUUUUAUCUUUAUGUACAAACCGGAUGAUGGAUAAUUUGGAAGCAUUUUGCAUCCUAUAUUCACUGGACAAGCUCUAGAUGAGAGAUUAAGGUUCUAAUUUAUGUUGUAAGGAAUACUGGGUCCUCUUCUAUGUUGAAUUCAUAAGGUAAGGUUUGAUUGAGAAACCAAGGGCAUUCACAUGACUUGUAUAAGUAUGAUAAGCUUGGGAGUUGUACAAGUACCCAAGGGAAAGGCUACAAGAAACAAAGAAGCAAUUUCUGCCAUGGUAUAUUGCGUUAAUUGAUUAAGGAGCUGUGUUAAAGCCCACAGGUAAUCAAUUGGCAUUCUUGAC